Verticillium alfalfae VaMs.102 is the source of this 579-nucleotide messenger RNA. Its product is annotated as RTA1. The record is from RefSeq and is a predicted model, not a curated record. The transcript is spliced from 2 exons. NCBI's taxonomy places the organism in Eukaryota, Fungi, Ascomycota, Sordariomycetes, Glomerellales, Plectosphaerellaceae. The coding region runs from base 1 to 579 and encodes 192 amino acids. Gene Ontology annotation, cellular component: membrane.
AUGGCCUUCGCCAUCCAGGGCACUUUUAUCCUCGUGGCCCCCGCUCUCUUCGCCGCCUCUAUCUACAUGAUUCUUGGACGCCUCAUUCGCACCUGCCGUGCCGAGCACCUCUCGCUCAUUCCGUCCAAGCCAGCGGCGCCGGCCUCUCUGCUGCCGGGACUACGACCUCUUCAGCUCGGCGAGAAAGUUAUCAUUGGCGGUCUAUUCGUCCAGAUCGUCGUUUUUGGCUUCUUCGUCUGCACAUCGGUGCUGUUCAUACCGUCUGACGAGAGCCCCACGCUGUCUCGAUCGAGGUCGUCUGCCGUGAGAGCACUGUACGUGCUGUACGGAACCAGCGCCAUCAUCCUCGUGCGUAGCAUCUUCCGUGUCAUCGAGUACAUCCAGGGUAACGACGGAUACCUCAUCACCCACGAGGUCUACCUUUACAUAUUUGACGCGCUGCUGAUGGCCGCCGUUAUGGCCAUCUUCAUUGUGUGGUACGUUGGAGAUCUCGAAUCGAAAAAGAAGCGCAAGGGGGCCAACAUGGAUUCCUUGCACUCGAGUGACGGAAUCGUGGAGAUGGGCAGCAGGGGUGCGUAA